CUGAACAACUCAGUGCCCUACCCCAUAUAAUUUUUCCCCAAACAAGGCUGGCCUUUUCUCUGCAAUUCCCUCGCUAGGGUUUUACAGAGGUUUUCUUCGACCAAUUCAGAUUUCAAUUUUAGCGCCAAAAUUAGGAAAUUUCUCCCAAUUUUAGAUAACUCCUCCGCGUGAACUCCAAGAAAGUUUAGGGCAGAGAGACAGAGAACCAAAAAUGGCGUUCUCGUUCACGCCACAGCAGCAACAACAGUCACUGUUCCAACCCCAAACCCAGCAACAAUCGCCUUUUCAACAAAGCAGUCCGUUUUUUCAACCACAACAACAGCAACAACAGUUUCAACAACAGCAGUUUCAGCAACAGCAACAACAGGUUCAACAACAGCAACAACAACAACAACAACAACAACCACAACAGCAACUUUAUCUCUUCACGAACGAUAAAACCCCUGCCACUUACGGCACAAAGUGGGCCGAUCUCCAUCCCGAUUCUCAGAAAAUUCUCCUUCAGAUCGAGGAGAAAAUACUGGAGUAUAGGGAUGAAAGUCAACGGCUGGAUCAGUGUAGCAGACUCUAUGAUUCAUCGGUGUCCAAUAGUGGCUUCGAGCUUGAUGCAAGUUAUAUUCAUCAGGAACUUGGUGGAAUAAGUACUGCAAUGGAACGGCAGAAAGCUGUUCUGCAAGAGUUAAUGGCUGCUGUGAACGAUAUGCUACGAAAUACAGAGGUGGCUGUUCGUUCAUUCAUAUUGUUACGCCCUAGGUUUCUUCAUUCAAAUCAAGGUGCUGGUUCAAAUGCUACCGCACCAUCACAGGCUUCAGGAGGGGCAGUGGCUCCCAGCGCAACAAGUCACCCAACAGCUACCUCUAUUGUGCCAGUUUUUGAUUUCUAUAGUGGGCUCCCAAAAAAACCAUCUCCCUUUUUUCUGCAAACAGUUGCCAGGUUUGAGAAGUAUCUUGGUGUGUGCUGCCAGUGGAUUGAAGAGUUAGAGCAGUUGCUCCUGUUAGAUUCUGGGAAUUCUUUCAACUCCAGCUCCUCAUUGUUGUAUUCUCUUCCCAAAGUCAUGUCAAACGUACACGGCUUCUUUGUUCAUGUUGCAGCAAAGGUUGAGAGCAUGCAUCAAUACAUGGAAUCGAUGAAAACUGCAUAUCUUGCUGACCAGCGCCGCCGAGGGGAGGGGAAUGAUCCCUUUCUUGAAGCUGAUAGAAGGGAGACAGCCAAGCAAGAAGCUGCUGCUCGGAGGGUACAUCCAACUUCGCAUUUGCCUGCAAUUUCACAACCACCAACUCAAGUUGCUGGGUUGUUUGCCAGCUCAGCAAUGCCUGGGGCAUUGAAUGCCCCACAGACAUCUGCAGCAGUUUCUUCGGCUUCAUCUGGGAAUUCAUUUUUUGGCACUCCACCUGCUGCUUCAUCAUCUUCUCUGUUCUCCACUCCCUCCACUUCUGCUCCAGUAUUAUCCUUAUUUGGAUCAUCUGGUGCUUCCCCCCAGACAUCACAGUUUGGUGCCUUGUCCAAUCCAAGUCCCUCCUUGUUUGGUAGUACUGGUUCGUUGUUCGGUGCAACUGCUUCUGCUGGAGCUUCAACGUUUGCAACACCUUUUGCUUCAGGAGCUGCAACUGGGUCUGGGGCAAGCUUUGGAACUGCACAUAAAACAAGAGCGAAAACUCGCACUGGCCGACGUUAUUAGUCACAAUGCUUUCAGCGGCAACCUGUUAUCUACUAUGUGAUUCUCACAAUUUUCAUGGCAACGACCAUUAUGUUUUUGCACUCAAGGUCUAAAAUGGAGCUUCUUUUGCGGUCAACUUCAUGGAAGUUCUUGAAUCUCUUGCUGAAUUACCAGUACUUGGAAUCCGCAUCUCACAUGCCGCUUCGUCUGGACAUCCCAGUCUGAUAUGUUGGGGCUUCCAAAUGAUUGUAACAUUGUAAAAUACAUUACUUAUAGAUGUUUUGAGGUGUAGAUGCUUAUCAGAACCUUUUGAAGUCAUUUGUUUGUGUCAGGAUUGGGAUUUGCUGAUUCACAUAGAUUUCUGUUUGUUUACUAGGACCGGUGCUUCAAUUGAAUUCAAUAUGAGGAAAUCAAAAAACAGUUUUUAGAGAA
Cornus florida is the source of this 2089-nucleotide messenger RNA. Its product is annotated as nuclear pore complex protein NUP58. Gene Ontology annotation, cellular component: nuclear pore. Gene Ontology annotation, biological process: nucleocytoplasmic transport. NCBI's taxonomy places the organism in Eukaryota, Viridiplantae, Streptophyta, Magnoliopsida, Cornales, Cornaceae. The record is from RefSeq and is a predicted model, not a curated record. Gene Ontology annotation, molecular function: structural constituent of nuclear pore. The transcript has 6 exons. The coding region runs from base 212 to 1678 and encodes 488 amino acids.